Messenger RNA from Ramularia collo-cygni, 1440 nucleotides. RefSeq lists its product as uncharacterized. Lineage: Eukaryota; Fungi; Ascomycota; Dothideomycetes; Mycosphaerellales; Mycosphaerellaceae. Bases 1 to 1440 code for a protein of 479 amino acids. The record is from RefSeq and is a predicted model, not a curated record. The transcript has a single exon.
AUGCUUCGCGAUGAAAUCAAUCAUGCUUCGCCUUCUGGCAGAUCAAAAUCGGCAGACUCUGGUGAAGAAGGCUAUGACGUGCGCAACAAAGGAAAGGUGUCAGUUGAAAAGACACCGACUCCCAAGAAAGCCGUCGGGGACGACGCUUUGGAGGUUCUGAACGCAAGUCCCGCAUCGAUGUUCGCUCCUAUUUCCACGGGACACGACAGCGAAGCGAGCAGCCCAAGCUCGAUCAGCCGCAAACGUAGCCUCAAGCGUGCAGGUUCCAACAUCGCCAGUCUUAGGGCUACAUUUGAGCAAACAGAAGCGUUAGCAGUGCCUGUCAGACGCUUUGAAAAGAGACCAAGUCAAAAUUCCCCGGAUCGCGUUGAUAGCAUUCCGAGGAGCGGUUGCGAGCAGGACGAGAUAGCACGAUUGGAAAGGCAGCUGGCGAAUGAAGUCGAAAUGAGACAAUCCUGCCAGAGUCAGCUGAAGUCGUCCCAGGAACGCUGCGAGCAACUGGAACUGGAAGUCCGGGCAGGUCGAGAACAACGGCUGCAAGUUCCCACCGAGUUCCAGAACAGAAGCAAUGGCCCCCAAGAUGACAGAGUCGAACGAGGAGAGAGCAGGAGCAUACAGCGACAGCUCUAUGAGCUCAAACGCAGCAUCUCCACGGCCACGCGGAUUGAGAACCAAGUGUCAGACUCUACAUUUGCGCAAGAAUUCGCAAACCUCCAUCACGAACUUCAGAAUUUCAUCGUAAACACGUUCCGCCGUGUGAAGCUCACAUCGACAUCCGAGGAGCUGUGUGAAAGGCUAGAGGAAGUGACAGUAGUGCCGAAGCAACGGGGAUACCUGCAAUCAUUAUUUGUGGCGUUUCAGCCGGCCAUGAAGUUGCCCGCGUUCCAAGCAACGGCAAUAUGCGUCCUGAUGGAAGCAUUCGAGGAUCCAUUACUGUUCGGAUUGCCAAAUCAACAGAAUUGGCGAGACGACUUGCGGGAAACAAUGAAAACGCUGCCUUCAAUACUUACACCAUCAGCAUUCAACAAAUGGCGAUAUCUCACGCUAGACGCUGUGAGGCAGAGUGUCGGUAUCGAACAAGCGGUGCACUCAGCAGCCAGCCAGCUUUCCGAUAUGAUUUGCGUCACCCUGAGCGCCCUUACCGAUAUGAAAGACUUGGGCACUCGAGCAUCAUCGCUCAAUACAAUUGUUAUGCGUGCCGUGCAGCUGUCGCAUCUUUUCAGAGUGCAGCGGGCUCAGUACGAGUUUUUUCUGCCGGCGCCUGGAGCUCCUUUCCAGCCGGACCUGAUGGAGGACUGUGCCGUCGAUGCUGAUUCGUCUUCUCAACGCACUGUAUGGUACGCAACCUUCCCGUCGGUCAUCAAGCAUGGCGACGAAGACGGGAAUGACAUGCUGCUUUCAAAUGUGGUGGUGAAGGCGAAGGUGAUCUGCAGAGGUUGA